AUGGGCAAGGCCACCAAGAGCCUUAUUUGCUCACAGCAGGGCAAGGGCCGCUCCUGGGCCCCGUCCCGAGUCACCGGGGGGCUCCCGCCAGGCCCCGGCAGAGGAGGCAGCGGGAAGCCGGACGAGCCGCUUACCUCGGGCUCCGUCAGAGCGGCCGAACCCUCAUGGGGUUGCGAUUCCAACACCGCGGCGCGGCCCCAGCGGAGCGGAAAGAAGCCGGCGGACACGCGCGUUGAAGAUCCCACGGCGCACGGCAGCACCGCCGGAGGAGACACCGGCCCCGGGAGCCGCUCGGAGGCGACACCCGUGGACAGUCCGGGGGACCUGGGGACAGCCCGGGACACCUGGGGACAGCCCGGGACACCCGUGGACAGCCCAGGACACCCCCAGCCCGCUCCCUCCCUCACCCGCCACUUUUCGAAUCCUCCCGCGGCUGACGUUGAGCGCGCGCCGCGGAACUCCCGCCUCGUCUCGCGAGAGCUCGGCCACCGCCCCCGCCCCUUCCCGCGCGCGGCACGGCUGAGGGCGGGGUGGGAAAAAGGCGGUGCUGGUAACGCACCCGGGCUCGGGUUUCGUGUUCAAAAUUCAGGGAACCGGAGACAGCUAGGCUGGAAAAAGCUUCCCAGGUCAUCGAGUCCAACCUAUGACCGAACAUCACCAGGUCAGCGAGACCAUGGUACUGAGUGCUACGUCCAGUCUUUCCUAAACACCUCCAGCUUGUCCUGUUGUCCUGUCGCUGGCUACUUGGGAGAAGAACCCGACUCCCAGAUGGCUACACGCUCCUUUCAGGGAGCCGUAGAGAGCGAUAAGGUCCCUCCUGAGUCUCCUUUUCUCGAGGCUGAGCCCCCCCCGCUUCCCCAGCCGGUCCCUGUAGGAUUUGUGCUCCAUCCCCUUUUCCGGCCCCAUCGCUGAGCAGCGCCUGUGCCCGCAGCGCCCGGCCCGGCCCCGGCAGCAGGGCUGCGCUGCGCCCGGCAGCUUCGGAGCUGAAAGGCUCCUUCCUCCGCUGCUUUCUGACACAGGCUGGCUGGACACACGGCUUGUCCCGGGGGAACAUCCCAUCACUUACCGAGAGGCAGCUGCCGUGGUUCAAACCCACCGCCCCGCUCACUGUUCCCUUUCUUUACCUACCUGCACUGUCAGUGUUUCCAAAUGGGGGUAAGAUAAGACAUGCUCAGUUAAAUUCAUGUUCAUGCUUAAGAAAGUGUUCCUUCUUCCAUGGAUCUCCAGUAACGUGGACUAACUGCUUUUAUAAAAACAUCACUGUGAAAAACAAACUUGACUCUUUAAAUUUUUUUAAAGUUUAAUAAGGGAUAAAAGGGACAAAAUCCAGCGCUAGGGUGCUUGGCUAUCUGCCAAAAGCACACCCUGAGCUUAAAACAAUAUUUUUUAUAUCCUGUUACAUUACAGGGGUGACCUGCAUAUUUAUAAAGCUUAUACAUAUUCAAACAAUCCUUUGAGUUUAAUGUUCUUUUGCUUAGUUUUAACCUUUGACUUGUCUUCAUGCCGUCUUGUAGAUUAAAUUUAUAUGUUUUAUUUCUUCUCGUGGUUCUGUCCUGUUGUUUUUACACUCUGAUAACGAGGAGUUAGUAAAUUGGGUUCUGGUUUUUGUCACUGUUAUCACUCAGUCUACAAACGUGACAAACUACUUAAUUAUCUUACACUAGUCUCUGAGUUAGUUACAUAAAAGCAUUUUAACAUCACAUAGUCCAUUUUAAUAUUACACUAUGGCCCAAGACAUAAUACAUUUAUCAAAUUACUAUUUAUAGAAGCUAUAUGGUGCAUAUAUAAACUCACAUAUUAUACUAUCCUAAAAAGCAGCUAAAAGAAAAUAUAAAUUGUUCCAUAUCAACAUCUUUGUGGUUAAUAAUAAUAUGCCAAAGCUAAUACAUAAAUGGAAAGCCAAUACUAUAUUGCCAUUUAUAACAUCAUGCAUUUGAUUUCACUGGUGGCUUUUUUCUCCAAUAAUGUUAUUGAUGCUCUUGCUGACAGCUGUGCUUUUACUCACAGUCCUGGUGAACAAUAUGAGUACUUUGCACUCUUCAUCCAAAGCAAUCAAGAGUUAAACAGCCUGUAUGCCUGAAUGUGUAGGAGACUAUGUAAGGCAGAUGAUAAGAGUUUGGAUAACUAAGGAUUUUUUUUAUUAUAUCAAGAAAUUAUGUCUUCUGUUUCUUCUUUGCAGUGUUUGGAAAUAGAGUCAGAUCUUGAAUUCUGUAAUAUUUCUCAUUCCAUUUGUUUGAGUUCUUCUGCAAACCAAAACCAGUAAAAAUGUCUUGUUAAGGGCUUAAUUUAUAUCUUUCCCUUUGGCAUUUUCAGUAGCAUUUCUCAGUGUUGGCUGUUCAGAAGAGAGAGGUGCAUAACUGAAGUAAUUUACUUUCAGUCUGUAGAAGCAGUACAGCAUGUGCUGGUUUACUGUGCAGACAAACAGAAAACUAACUAUAAUUUCUAUAGAAAUUUUCACAUCUGGUCAGACUUUUCAGGAUUGUAAUUUUAAAAAAUAUGAUGUAAUUCAGAUUUUAUUUAGUAUUAAAUGUAAAAAUUCACUCCUUUUAAAGUAGCAUUUUCAUCUGCUGCUGUUUUAUUUUUUAACAUAUAACCUUCCCUAAAGGCCCUGCCUUUCACAGUUUCAGUUUAUAUUAAGAAUUAAGAUCUUUUCAUUUUCUGCCACAUUUAUUUGAUAUAAGAAUCUGGCUUAUGAUUCAGAUGCUGUAUACCUGACUAUUUCCCAAGUUAGAUAUUCACCUAAGUGCAAGGAGCCUGUGAAACAGUUUGUUUGGAGUAAGUUGCAUGAGCAAUCAGCAUACCUGGAGAAUUGUAAAAACAAAUAAAGAAGUAUACCACCUGACAUUUAUACAUUGUGUUAAUGUAUAUUAUAUAUGCAUAUAAUAUAUGUCUGCCUAUAUUAAAUUUUAUGCAUAUAUUAAAAAUCUUUGCCAUUUUAGAUCCAAACUGAUGGAUUUAUUUAUCAUGACUCACGUAGACUGAAUAUUUCAUUAAUACCUUGAUUAGUCUUUAAUUAGAUGCUACAUUAGUCACCUGGUUACUGUUUAUUUAGUUGGGCACUUAUCCAUUUAGCAAACAAACUAAAACAUAUUUUAGCUUUUAAUUUCUGUUGCAUAGCAACCGCAGAAUGAUUUUUUUUCAUAGUAUUGAAACUAGAAGUUGAUACAGAUAAUGACAAGCUGAAUAACACCAAGUGAUUCAUUUUAAAGGACCACAUAGAGAAACAAGAGAGGCAGAAUAAUUUUUUCUAGGUUUUUUCAAGAACUGAGCAUGAACUGCAAGCCAGUAAUAAACCUACAACUCUAUUUUCAGUUUCUCUAAUAUUCUCCCUUUCAAGAGGACCAAAUUACAUGCCUCUCUUUGACAUAUCUGUUCAUCUGUUCAAAAUAAUCUAUACCCUGUGAUAAUAAUCUAAUAUUUAUUAUCAUUUUCCUGUCAAGUUACGGUAAAAAUGAAAAAUGGGCCUUUCGCACAUGGUUGCUGAGCAACAGCAAAUAAAGAUUUGCUUUUGUGCUACUGAUUCAUGAACAAGUCUUUAUUCUUGUUGGUGGCCUGCAUUAGAGAUCUCGGUUACAGAUGGCUCACACCAGAAUAUUGUUGUUUGGGCUAGAGCAAGCAUUCCAUUUCAACCUCUAAGAGUCAACAAUAUAAAUAAAAAAUAAACAAGUAGCUCUCUGAAUGUCAGAUGCUUUCUUGACAAUAUUUUCUUAUAUUUACAAUGUUAUUUUGUAGAUAAUAGUUUCUUAUGAGAUUAUUUCACUCGUUAUUUACUACCAUGUUGCAGUUGUAACUUCUAUUUCUUUUUCUUUGAAUAUGUAAUAAAAUUUGUUAUAGUUAAUACAGUAUGAACAAAAUCUGCUCAUCCUCUGAGGCAGGCUGUUAAUAAUUUACAUGCAUGCAUUUCCCUUGAUUUUUUUUUGAUCUUCACAUACUUUGAUAAAUAAUCCGAACAGCAUGGGAGAGAGAUGAAGUUUCACACUAUUCCACUUCUCCAGAUCUCCCCUUGCCUGAAGGUAAUCCUGCCAAUCAUGCCAUCCUUUAUUCAGAGGCAACUGUCACUUCUCAAUGCUGGUGUGAUUAGACCGUGAAAAGGCUUAUUUCCCUUAAAUUAUUAAUAUUAACAUGAAUCAAUUUUAGAGUUUAAGAGAUUAAGUAGGAAAAAAAAAAAUGACUGCAGAAGAAAAAAAAAUUAGCCUUGUUAACUCACACAAAAAUAAGGAAAUAAAAUGUGCAGAGGGAAUGCAAAAGCCGUUCGGAAGAGCCACUCCCUGGAGUCGCUGCCGACCGUACCGAAGUCCUGAAGUGCCGCCCGGCGGGAGCUCCCCGCUACUGCCGGGGUCUGCAGGGAUCCACACCCUGCUCAAUUUAAGCUGGGAAAACACAGUAAAUUCAUUUUCUUUGCUUUGUUAUGACAAAAUACUUAGUUAUUAUAUCAUGAAGAGGGCUGGAACACCUCUCCCAUGGAGACAGGGUGAGAGAGCAGAGGGUGUUCAGCCUGGAGCACUGAAGGCUCUGGAGAAACUUCAGAGCAUCUUGCAGUGCCUAAAGGGUUUACAAACGAGGAGAGGGAAUUUUUGUAAGAGCAUGGAGAGAUAGGACAAGGAGAAUGGUUUUAAACUGACAGAGGGCCGUUUUAGAUUAAAUACUGAGAAGAAAUUCUUUAUUGUGAGGGUUGUGAGAUGCUGACAGAGACUGUUUGGAGAAGCUGUGGAUGUCCCAUCCCUGGAAGUGUGCAAGGCAAGGUUGGCUGGGGCUUUGAGCAACCUGGUCUAGUGGAAGGUGCCCCUGCACAUGGCAGGGGUAUUGGAAAUAGAUGAUGCUCAGAGUCUCUUCCAACUCAAACCAUUCCGUGGGCCUAUAAUUUAUUAUUUGCUGUAUUGUUAUGCCCUUACUGUUAUCACUUGUUCCUUACAAGCAGUGUUGCAAGUCAUUAUAAUUUUUCUUUGCUCCCUAUUAGUACCAUGAAAAUGGAAAGAUUUCUGAAAUGUUAUAAGAUGUUCACAAAAAGAAAUUACAAUGGCAGUAUUUGCAUAGCUGAAUCCAUCCCGCUGUAAAAAAAGGGAGUGUAAUUUUUCAUUACAACUAAAGCAAACAUUUUCUAGUAUAAAGUCACUGUCAUCUCCCAGAAUGUUAUGUAUCAUUGAGUAAAUUUAUAACACUAGUUUGUCAGUUAAUUUCAGAUAUAAAGCACUCCAAUUACAAAUGCCAUGUCUGUAUUACUUUAACCCCAUUAAAUUACAUUCUGAUAGAGAUUUACUGCUCUUAUAAGUGUCCUGUCUCCUUGCAGCUCUCAUUCUAUUUUAGUCUUUAAGAGAAAAAAUGCUUCUAAGGUACAAAAUCACUGUUAUUAUUAAUUUUAGAAGUGCUCUUAGAGGUUUCAUUGUGAUAGACAUGCAUCAUUUAGAUAUGACACCAUCUCUCUUCCAUCUGUCUAGUACAAAAUAUUAAAAUACCGUACAAAUAUCAGAAUGGACAUGAUUUGCUCAUCCAUAUUAGUUUAUACGUCUAUAAACACACACAAACUCACAACAAACUACUUUACAUUGCUUGGACAUUAUCCCAGCAUUCAUUUGUCUCUCACAUCUGUGCUCCUUUGUCAGCAAGGGUGUUCCCCAUGUCCCUGAUCCAGACUAGGAACUUG
Molecule: messenger RNA, 5641 nt
Organism: Parus major (Great Tit)
Lineage: Eukaryota; Metazoa; Chordata; Aves; Passeriformes; Paridae
Exons: 3
Coding region: 1-912 (303 amino acids)
Source: RefSeq, a predicted model, not a curated record